Molecule: messenger RNA, 1338 nt
Organism: Colletotrichum orchidophilum
Lineage: Eukaryota; Fungi; Ascomycota; Sordariomycetes; Glomerellales; Glomerellaceae
Product: helix-loop-helix DNA-binding domain-containing protein
Exons: 2
Coding region: 1-1338 (445 amino acids)
Molecular function (GO): protein dimerization activity
Source: RefSeq, a predicted model, not a curated record
AUGCCGCGUCCGACAUUACCACCCACGCCGGCGUCUUCCACGGAUAUAAAGGGUCAAGAUGGCUCCAAGGACCUCGCUUCCCUCCAGCUUUCCUUCGAACUGCCCCCGCCAGCACUCGUCCAGGACGCCUCGAGGAUCUCGCCAAAAGACACGAGGAGGACGUCGCCCAACACCACCGGCUUCCAACCCAUUUCGCCCUCCAACGUGAACAAACCGUACCCAGUGCAGCCCAGCGAGACGGUCAAAUCCCGCCGGCGCUCGUCGGCAGCCCAAAAGGCGGCUGCCUCGAAUGAGAGCUUCGCGCUGCCCCCGCCGCCGACCAGGUCACGCAAGAUUAUCCAAAUGAAGCCCCGUGCUCAACAGCAGAACGAGGCCGAGGACACCACCCCGCCAGCGGCCGGUGCCAAGGCGGGGGCUGCGGGUCCAGGAAAGGCCGGCGCGACGGCGGCGGCGGCGGCGAAUGGGUCCUCCGCUUCGACGGCGCAGGGUAAGAAGAAGGCGCCGUCUGCGACGAGCGCAGCGGGACGGAAGAUUGCGAGGAAGACGGCGCACAGUUUGAUUGAGCGGCGCCGCAGAUCCAAGAUGAAUGAGGAGUUUGCCGUUUUGAAGGGCAUGAUACCGGCCUGCACUGGGGAGAUGCACAAGCUGGCCAUUUUACAGGCGUCGAUCGAAUAUGUGAGGUACCUAGAGGACUGCGUCUCCAAGCUCAAAGCCCAACGAGACGCCUCUGAGGCCCGCUCACCCACCGAGUCCGGCCUGCAGACGCCUUCGGGGGGGCGCGGCGAGCCGUGGGGCCAGAUCCCGCAAUUCGUCCCCCGAUAUCAAGAAGACCCCGACGACGUGGAGAUGACCGACUCCGAGGCCCCAUCACCGACCUUCCCGCCCGUUCAGCAGCAUCAGCAUCAGCACGCGCAACAGCAACCGCAACAACAGCAGCAGCAGCAGCAUUCCCACUCCCACUCCCACUCCCGCUCCCAGCAGCCGUCCGUGUCGCCCGCCCUCCUGCCGCAGGACUUGCGGGAAAGACACCGCCACGACUCGUACUCGUCAGUAUCGACGGACCACCCGCGCCACAACAGCUACAGCUACAGCACCUCGACGACGACAUCGCCCGCAUUCGGGCCGCAGACAUAUGUCGGCGGCGUCGGCGGGUACGGGAGCCUUUCAGCGCUAACCAGUCCCGCGCUGGCGCCGCAGCGGGAUCGCGAUCUGGAUCACGAGGCGACGGCGGCGCUGCUGAUGCUAAAUAGCGAUCGGAGGGGCACGAGCGGGGGUGGUGCUGGACCAGCGAGGGGUGCUGGACGGGGCAUGUCGGUGAGGGAUCUGCUCAGUACUUGA